This is a messenger RNA of Acomys russatus (golden spiny mouse), 2532 nucleotides long. It is a transcript of the gene Sufu, whose product is annotated as SUFU negative regulator of hedgehog signaling. Gene Ontology annotation, cellular component: cytoplasm; nucleus. The record is from RefSeq and is a predicted model, not a curated record. The transcript has 12 exons. Bases 196 to 1653 code for a protein of 485 amino acids. Lineage: Eukaryota; Metazoa; Chordata; Mammalia; Rodentia; Muridae. Gene Ontology annotation, molecular function: transcription factor binding.
GUCCCGCAGCAUCCUCCAGCCGACUCGGUAGAGGCUCGGGCUUGGGCGGACGGAGCUCCGUGCGCAGGCGCGGAGUUAGACCUCGCCGUAGCCCCCAUCGCCUGGGGGAGUCCCAUCCACAGUGGGUCCGCUGGCCCGUCGGGGCGCUUUCCCUCCUCUACCCUCCCGGUUUCCCCGCGCGCCCUACGCACCCCGAUGGCGGAGCUGCGGCCUAGCGUCGCCCCCGGCCCCGCCGCGCCCCCGGCCCCUGGCCCUAAUGCUCCUCCGGCCUUUGCCUCACUCUUUCCCCCGGGACUGCACGCCAUCUACGGAGAGUGCCGCCGCCUUUACCCUGACCAGCCGAACCCGCUCCAGGUUACCGCUAUCGUCAAGUACUGGUUGGGCGGACCAGAUCCCUUGGAUUAUGUUAGCAUGUACAGGAAUAUUGGGAGUCCUUCUGACAACAUUCCUGAGCACUGGCACUACAUCAGCUUUGGCCUGAGCGAUCUUUAUGGUGACAGCAGAGUCCAUGAAUUUACAGGAACAGAUGGACCAAGUGGUUUUGGCUUUGAAUUGACAUUUCGUCUGAAGAGAGAAACUGGGGAGUCUGCCCCCCCAACAUGGCCAGCGGAGCUGAUGCAGGGCCUGGCCCGAUACGUCUUCCAGUCAGAGAACACCUUCUGUAGUGGGGACCACGUGUCUUGGCACAGCCCUUUGGAUAACAGUGAGUCGAGAAUUCAGCACAUGCUGCUGACAGAGGACCCCCAGAUGCAGCCUGUCCGGACACCCUUUGGGAUAGUUACUUUCCUCCAGAUUGUUGGUGUCUGCACUGAGGAGCUACACUCAGCCCAGCAGUGGAAUGGACAGGGCAUCCUGGAACUGCUGAGGACGGUGCCUGUUGCUGGCGGUCCCUGGCUGAUAACUGACAUGCGGAGGGGAGAAACCAUCUUUGAGAUCGAUCCACACCUGCAACAGGAGAGAGUCGACAAAGGCAUCGAGACAGAUGGUUCUAACCUGAGUGGUGUCAGUGCCAAGUGUGCCUGGGAUGACCUAAGCCGGCCUCCGGAGGACGAUGAGGAUAGCCGGAGCAUCUGCCUGGGCACACAGCCCCGGAGGCUCUCUGGCAAAGACACAGAGCAGAUCCGGGAGACCCUGAGGAGAGGACUUGAGAUCAACAGCAAACCUGUCCUUCCACCAAUUAACCCUCAGCGACAAAAUGGCCUCACCCAUGACCGGCCCCCAAGCCGCAAGGACAGCUUGGGAAGUGACAGUUCCACGGCCGUUAUCCCCCAUGAGCUGAUCCGCACUCGGCAGCUCGAAAGCGUGCAUCUGAAAUUUAACCAGGAGUCAGGAGCCCUCAUCCCUCUGUGCCUCAGGGGCAGACUCCUGCAUGGCCGGCACUUCACCUACAAGAGUAUCACAGGUGACAUGGCCAUCACAUUUGUGUCCACGGGAGUGGAAGGCGCCUUCGCCACCGAGGAGCACCCUUAUGCAGCUCAUGGACCCUGGUUACAAAUUCUGUUGACGGAAGAGUUUGUAGAGAAAAUGUUGGAAGACUUAGAAGAUCUGACUUCUCCAGAGGAAUUUAAACUUCCCAAAGAGUACAGCUGGCCCGAAAAGAAGCUCAAAGUAUCCAUCCUCCCCGACGUGGUGUUCGACAGUCCAUUGCACUAGCCUGGGCUAGGCCCUGCAGGGGCCAAGAGGAGCUCAGCUGCUCUCAGUGACUUCCAGUAUGACAGCGUAUAAAGGAGACUCCCAUGAAUAAAAGGGCAAGUGUGAGGAUGACUGCAAAGCGCUGAACCCCCAUAGGCCCUGCCUCACCUCCUGCUCAGGGGCCUCACUCCCAGCUGCCAAGCCCAUGUGACUAGGCCCCUGUCCUACACGCCAAUGAGGGAGUGAGGCUGCACCUGCAAACACUCCUGGCCCACCUGCUACUGCUGCAGGGUUAACUGAUGUGCUCCUGGGGAGCGAGACACCAUUUUAUGCAGCCUGGUGUACAGAGCACACUGUGGAUGCACUGCCUGGUUCAACCCCAGAGAGCUUUGGCUCAGUCAGGCUGCUCCAGCCUGCGGAAUGAUGGCUCCCGUCACGAUUGUUUUUUCCUUCCUUACUAUGCUGUGGAAACUGGAUGGUAUUUCUAUUGCUCAGCAGAGACGGUCCAGAAGCCAUGUAUAUAGUGAUCUUUAAACAGGACUUAUGCCUAGAUGAACUUUAUCAUUCUCUUAGACAGGGAUCUGGGGGCUCUCUGCCUGAGAAGGUGCUUGGUGCUGCCUGUCAGCUCUGGGCCCCAGAGGAGCCUGGGAACAACUGACACACACUCCAUGCAGUUCCGGGUUCAGAUUUGCUGUGGCCUGAAAGAGGUGCCACGGUCUUCCACGUGAACUAGGCUUUGUACAAGGCUCCGGGGACUUUAGGGACUCAAAGACAUGGUGGCCCUAGCUAUGUCUUCCAGUCCUUUUCUACCCAACCAGGCCUGCCAAGGAGAGGGCAAAGCUCACCACCUCCCCGUCCUGUGACCUAGGGCUCCAGCUCUUUGUUUCCCCCAUGCCCUGG